GAACGCAUGGCAAUGUGGAGUCGUAUCCAAGGCGGCCGUUCAGUAGGCGGAUUUUGUGAGAUAAUUGGCGAAAAAGAGGCAGCGAUUGCUGUCGCGCAAUUCACAAUCGACACAGACGUGCUUGAUCAAUUCAGAGCAGUUGACUCCAAAGCACUAAGCACG
This is a messenger RNA of Talaromyces proteolyticus, 162 nucleotides long. RefSeq lists its product as uncharacterized. Lineage: Eukaryota; Fungi; Ascomycota; Eurotiomycetes; Eurotiales; Trichocomaceae. The record is from RefSeq and is a predicted model, not a curated record. The transcript has a single exon. The annotation marks the transcript as partial.